CGUGCCACCGCACACUUAUCAUUUAGAGCUGAUACAUUUCCGCAUGGUUUGAUAACAUGAUGUGCUGCUAAAGAAAACGCGGUACUGUGUCAUUACGUUUCGAUCUGUUGUUAUAGAGUACGACCAUGGAUAAUGAAUUGAUGGAACCACAACCAGAAUUGCCUAAGUUGGCUAGGAAAAAACCAAGAGGCUUGUUAAGACAAGAAAAAUUGAAAGAACUUAAGAAUAAAAAAAAACAGCAAAGAAAAGAUAGGAAACUUAGAAAAGAGAGUGGUGACCCUAAGCAAAUACCGCGUACUAUUGAAAAUACUAGAGAACAUGAUUCAACUGUAUUUCAUUCUGAUGAUGAAGACUAUGAUCAAAAAGCUGAAGAUUUAGCAGCCGAAUUUGAAAAUGAUGAGUUUUCUGAAUAUUAUUCUGAACUUUAUAAACCUAAAGUAUUAAUUACUUACAAAGAAAAACCUCUUAGAAAAGUAAGAGAAUUUGGUAAAAUUUUAACAGAAAUCAUACCCAACUCUGUUAGAGUCUUUCGUAGAGAUGCUUCAGUUAAAGAAACUAUACAGGCAGCAAUCAAUAAAGGAUAUACUGAUUUAAUAGUAUUAAAUGAAGAUCGAAAUGAACCUAAUGGAUUAAUACUAGUACAUCUGCCUAAGGGUCCCACUGCAUAUUUUCGUUUAAGUAAUGUUAUAUUUCCAAAUAAAAGACAACGUAAAGAAUUUACUAAUCACAGACCUGAAGUGAUAACAACAAAUUUUACAACUGGACUAGGUAAAACUGUUGCACGUAUGCUAGGUGCUGUUUUUCAUCAAGAAGCUGAGUUUAAAGGACGACAUGUAAUUACAAUGCAUAAUCAAAGAGAUUAUAUUUUUGUUCGACAUCAUAGAUACAAAUUUUUGAAAAAUAAACCGUCUCUUAGAGAACUAGGACCUAAAUUUACUAUGAGAUUACAAUAUAUUCAAGAAGGAUUAUAUGAUCCUAAAUGUGGAGAAUAUAGAUGGAUUAUGACUGAUAAAAGACAUAAAAUUGAAACAAGUCGUAGAAGAUUUUUUUUGUGAUUGUUUAGUUAUAUAUAUAACAUGAUUUUAUUGUGAAUUUAUCAUAAUAAAAUUUUUAAUAAAAUAUAUAAUACUUUUA
Daktulosphaira vitifoliae (grape phylloxera) is the source of this 1134-nucleotide messenger RNA. Its product is annotated as probable ribosome production factor 1. Gene Ontology annotation, biological process: maturation of LSU-rRNA; maturation of 5.8S rRNA. The transcript has 2 exons. Lineage: Eukaryota; Metazoa; Arthropoda; Insecta; Hemiptera; Phylloxeridae. The record is from RefSeq and is a predicted model, not a curated record. Gene Ontology annotation, molecular function: rRNA primary transcript binding. Gene Ontology annotation, cellular component: nucleolus; preribosome, large subunit precursor. The coding region runs from base 126 to 1055 and encodes 309 amino acids.